AUGCACGAGCACAUCAAAGGCCAUUUAGAACGCCUUGCCUAUUAUUGCCUACCCGCGGAUCCUUUUAAUAAGAACCAACAUGAUGGUUUACGGGAAACCGCGGAUAGCGAUAGCCAAGCCGUACGGAAUGACGAAAAUUCGCAAGUUUUCUCGGAAACAUCGUUGCAAUGGCCUGAUGACACUAAUGUCCAGGGAUCGCCAAGUCCAGAGGAGUAUACGGCCACACACAAAUUUGAGGAUAUCCGUCUACAAUUUCAGCCAGUUCAACUAGGACGCGAGUCAGCCGAGGCCUGGCUUAAGGCAGUUACACCUGAUGCAUCAGGAGCACCUGAAAGCUCUUUCUCGCAAACGCUUCCGCUGCGUUUCAGCGAGUAUUCUCAGAUUCCCGAGUAUGUCGAAAAUCUUAGCUGGGGCGAGCCCAGUUUUCAGACAUCGACAUUUCGGAACAGCCAUUUCAACGUGGCUCACUAUAAUAGCCCCAACUUUCAGCCAGAGGAAUAUCGCCCUGAAGGUGACGACACCCGGAAUCGAACAACAGCAACCCAGGUGGACCAUUUGGAAAUAGAGAAAAUACCAGACAUUGUCACGGAUGCAGAGGAAACGCAGCGACUAGACAGCCUACUGUUGAAGGCUGUAGUUGCCGGUGACACGGAUCUUACUAAACUAUUGCUGAAUAAGGGCGCAAAUGUCAGUUUUGAAGACAAGUCCGUUGGCAGUCCACUUCAUGCUGCCAUAAGCCUAGGACACCUUGAAGUUGUUCGGCUGCUGCUGGCACGCGGCGCAGAUCCCGAUGAUGGUGAUUGGGACAGGCCUGGUUCUGACAUUCUGGGGGUCGCAUCAGCAAGAGGCGACCAAGAGAUUGUGCAGUUACUGUUGCAACACGGUGCCAAAGCAAACAGUGCGAGUUACACGUAUGGAUCUGCCCUCCAAGCUGCUGCAUCUAAAGGCCACCACGAAGUGGUAAGUCUGCUGCUACGCAACGGUCACGAUCCCCAAUACUUCAGCUCUUUGCCACCCAACACAGCCCUUCGCGCGGCUGUUGAGGGGGGCCACAAGGAAACGGUCAAGGUGCUGCUGGCAUCUGGCGCCGCCAUCAACGACAUGAUGUUUGACGGCACAAUCGGUAGCGUCCUUGAGGUUGCCUCGCACUACGGUCACCGAGAAAUUGUGCAAAUGCUACUAGACCAUGGUGCAGAUAUCGAUGCAAAGAGCAUAAGACAUGGGGGCGCUUUCCGAGCUGCGGUCAUUCGAGGUCACCAGGAAAUAGUACAGCUGUUACUACACCGGGAAGCGACCAUCGAUUUCAAAAGUGAUGGAUUUGCCAACAUGAUCCGCGCUGCAUCAGCACUGGGCCAUCAAGCAGUUGUUCAGCUAUUGCUGGAUAAAAGUGAGGAAGUGACAGGGGAAAUGGCCGAGGAAAGUCUCAUUGGUGCCACUGGAAUGGGCAAAUUACUUGCAUGGCGCUCUCCAUUAUCUGGAGUUGAAUCCAGGGAAUGGCACUCAAAUGAAGAGCAUAUCCUGCAUCAAGACAAAGACUCAUUAACCGCUGAAAACCAGCAACCUUACAAGUGCCACACGUGUGGAAAGGGGUUUGGAAGAGAAGAUUAUCUUGCGUAUGUAAUUGAGUCGUUCAGUUUACUCCCCAAGAAUCACCACGCUGACAAGUGUUUAGGAGGCACACCAGAAUUCACGAAAAACCUUGCAAAUGUCCUGUUGAAGGCUGUGCUGCGAGCACAGCCGAAAUAA
Messenger RNA from Podospora pseudocomata, 1746 nucleotides. RefSeq lists its product as uncharacterized. Gene Ontology annotation, biological process: regulation of gene expression. NCBI's taxonomy places the organism in Eukaryota, Fungi, Ascomycota, Sordariomycetes, Sordariales, Podosporaceae. The transcript has a single exon. Gene Ontology annotation, cellular component: nucleus. Bases 1 to 1746 code for a protein of 581 amino acids. The record is from RefSeq and is a predicted model, not a curated record. Gene Ontology annotation, molecular function: protein binding.